CUCAUCCUUAAGAGCAGCUUGGCUUGUUUCACCAGCGUUGUCCUCAACACUGUUGAUGACCGUUGUGGCUUGAGGAAAACCACAGAGAAAGGGACCACGCAUCGCAUAAACGCAAGUAAACUCAAAGCUGGUUAAAAUUUUGCGGUUCUUCCUAUGUGGGCAGCCUGCGAUGACACCUAGACCCCCAGCCGUCCUUGUUUCCACUCAUCCCGUACCCAGUCCCUCAGAGAGAGUCUAGUGGCGAUCGACAAAAAAUGUCGUAAGAACAACGGCUGAACAUAACGUGCAGAAAUUACGAAAUUUCUUGACCAAAUUAAUUCGCAAGUAGGUCAUGUGUGGUGGUAGAUUGACAACUUGACGAUUAAGCGAUUUUUUUGCUCCAAAAUGAGCUUUUUCCUAUUGAAAAUGAGCGAUGGAAGUUCGACUAAUUGCCCCAGCAACUGCAACGACCAUGGCUUGUGUGUUAGGGGAUCUUGCAUCUGUGAGGUACCGAAUCUAUUUUAAAUAUGUUCAGAAAGUUGUCUUUAAACUUCAUAGUCACAACUUAUUUUGUAAGGUCAACUGUGGAGUGCUAUUGUAUACUCAAUCCUUGCAAGGAAUGUUUCGUUUUAAUACAUGUUUUCGAAAGUUCUUAUCGACCUCAACUAUUCCGUGUCGAGAUCUCCCGCAUUGUCUUAUGUCAGCAAGAAAACGGAAAAAAUAAGUGUACGAUAACGUUGUUCACUCACAACGUGAAAGGUAAUAGCCUUUUUCGUUUCAAAAUCAGAGUGAACAAAUUUAAUUAAUAUCCUUUUUUCCUAAUUACUUUUCUCUCUACGCAUCGUUGAAUGUUUACUGGAAACAGAACGCGAAACUCUUCUGAGAUUUCGUUUGUUUCUAGUUUCCACUCAGAUCAAUUGAGUUCUUUAAAUGGCUCUCAGGGUACAUUUCCUCUUUUUUUUUAUACACCAAAAUAUGUAAAUAUGUACUGAUGUUUACGAAAAUUACAACGUGUUGGCAAUUAACUUGAUGUUUAAUGUGAAAAGUAAAGUUCAACUUUAUCUUCGAUCAGUGGCACAUGCCUACUAAGGAAGAAGUAAUUUACAUUGCUGAACAAGAUUUUGAAUACCACCUAGCAAUGGAGAUUUGUGGUAGCAAACCAUAAUCUGCAGACCCCCUGAGAAACAGCUUUGAUACACAGGCUACAAUCACGUCUUUAAAUUUGCAUAUUGUGGUAAAUGAUGGUGGAAGAUUUUGAUGUAGUUGUAAAUCUUCGGUGUGAGAAUUAAAUUUUUCCAUUUUUGUGAAUCCCAUCAAGAGGAGAUACUGUUUGGUCUCAUAGCGAGAUUGACAGAUUUAUUGGCAUAAUGUGGUGAACAUUGGUUUUGUGUUGCUUCUUUUGUCACUGCAGACAGAUGAUGAAAUAAAUGUAACUCAUGAUAUAUUUAAGUUCACAAGGCAACCAGGCUGACAAUCAGACAUGGUUUGAUGCUACUCUGGAUUAAAGAUUUAAUGAAUGUAACUGAGAAGUUACAAUUCAUAGACCCAAGGUUUCAACACUCCUGUCUAGUGCCUUCAUCAGCAACUUAAACUUUGUGGCUAUUCAAAAUUCUCUUGUUGGGUUCCAUAACACACUGAAUGUAAGAAAUAACAGCAAAACCAGUCGCUGCUUCCUUCUCAUCAGGAGUGUUACUAGUUGUGACUGGUUUCUGGCAGGUAUAGAGAAAUGUAUUGGUAUAGCCAUUAACCGUUAGGACAUCAGAAACAUAUUUCUUCUCCUCAGCCUUUGAAUUGAGUGAAGAUGGUAGACAGUCAGCCCUCCUGAGUUAAGUUUUAGCUUAAGACUUUUUAUGGCAAAUAGGGUGGCUAGAGUCAAAAGUGAGGUAUUGUAUGCAAUUUGUAUACAGUGGCACCUACUGUCAACAGGUUUUUGGUAAGUUGCUCAAAAACCUUUUCAGACUUUAGGGCAUAGUUUUGCCAAACCCUAGGAUCCUGUCGUGAAGGAACAAGGACCUGAUGCUAUUUAUUCUAUUCUAUGUAAUGACUGUGAUCAUAAGUAUAUCUGACAGACCAAAGGUCAUUUUGGUACACAUUUGAAAGAGCAUUAUCAAAAAGCUCUCUUCUUUUGCAAAAAAGAAAAUUCAGCUUUGUGGGAGCACACAUGCCUGACUUACCAUACAACUGGAUGGGAUAAUUCUAAAAUUAUCAAUACUAAUCUACAUUGCCACUAGUGCCUUUGUUUGGAAGCCUGGCAUAUCAUUUCCACCUACACUCCUUAGAUAGCGAUGAUGGCGGCUUACUACCUGAUACCUAUUUCCACCUCGUCAGAAAAAAGGGCAGCUAAUUAGUGAGCAUAGAAAAGGACCUCUUGUUGCAGUGGUUAGAUCACCCCUGAUGAAGGCACUAGACAGGAGUGUCGAAACAUUGGGUCUAUGAAUUGUUACUUCUCGGUUACAUUCAUUAAAUCUCUAAACCAGAGUAGCAUCAAAUCAUGUCUAAAUGCAACUCAUGCCAUUACAUGUGCACUGUAAAAAGUGGCUUGUAGUAUCUUUAAACUUAGUGGCUUUGGUUUUCAACAGCUGACUUAGUAAUACUCUUGCAUCUGGGAACUGCCCUUGUUUCUACUUGAUUUAGGGCUUUUGAAUAUAUUUUAAAUAUCAUAUUGUAAUUCAGUUAUUUAUGACAGUGAGCCAAUGAGAGAAAGACAUGAGAACCAAGACAAUUUUUGAUUUGCUUGUGUACUCAUGUAUGUUCAAUCAAAUUGUAGUGAUCAAAUUGUUUUAACCCUUUAACUCCCAGAUCACAUUUGUGGUUCUUCUUACUGUCAAUCAUACAAUUCUUAUAAUGUUGGUUCAGAGAAUUCAGUAUUGGAUCAACUAAUUAUCCUCAAAUUGAUAUUUUCUUCAUUCUCAUCACUUAUCUGGUUGAUAUUGUAUUGAUAUUGUAAGGAGAAAUUUUGGUUUGGUCACUCAUGGUAGUUAAAGGGUUAAGAUAGAUUUACCAUAUUCUGCUCGCUUGAAAACUUUUCUAAUUAUUUUGUUGUGGUCAAAACAUCUAAACUUUAGAAAUGUGCAUCAAGGGUUACCAUUAACAGAAGGCAUUGUUGUAUUAGCAUUUGCAAUUCUGAAAAUUGUAUCAUUAUCUUAGGUUAAAAAAAAAAGAAAACAUUUUGUGAAAAAAAAACUCUUUUUGUUACUAAACCCUUCCAAUCGCAAGAUCUUAUUACUAAUUCCAUUUACUUUCUGCUAUUCAAUUAUUUUGAUGCUAAAUGUAGUUCUGAGAAUUUGGUAUUGGAUCAACUAAUAAUCUCCCACCGGCAAUUAAUAUUUUUCUAUAAUCUCAUCACUUGUCUGCUUGAUAUUGUCCUGAUAUUAUGAGGUGAAAACCUGUCUUGAAUUCUGUUGAUUUUAAUUUUUUUUAUCCUCAGGUCAAAUAUAGCGGUGGAGCAUGUGACGAUGCAAACAUAGGAUACUUCAUUGGUUUUAGUGUGGUUUUCUUCUUUGUUUCUGCAGUGUCUGCAACUCAACUGGUAUGUAACAAAUACUGUAGAAAACUUGGUAGUUGUACUGGUUAACCCUUUUGCUCCUAAGAUGUCAUUAGUGAUUCUCCUUACUGUCUACUAUUCAAUUCUUAUAAAUUGCAUAUGCAAGUUUGGAGAAUUUGGUAUUGGAUCAGCUAAUUAUCCCCUAGUUGAUAUUCUUCAUUAAUCACUUGUCUGCUUGAUAUGGUAUUGAUGUUGUUGGGAGAAAUUCUGUCUUGGUCACUCAAACUAAAGGGUGAAAUAGUGGGUAAGGAAUAACUGAUUUGUUUUGAAUGAUGAAAAAUAACAGCUUUAAACAGGAAGUGUAUUUGAGAAUGAAAGCUAGGUAGUUGGUUUAUGCAUAACUUAAACCUUAUCUUUACUUGGGAGCCAGGAUGUAACUCCUUUUCUUCCCCACCCCCCUCCCCCUCGCACUUUCUCACUAGUGGUGGUGGUGGUUGAGGUUUCCCUUCCACCCUUUUCUUAGGAAUCUUGAAUUGAAUUCCAUUUAGUGUCAGAUAUCAUCCUCUUUGGACUACACCCUAGCAGAUCAGACUUUUUUAAUCAGACUUUUUUAAGUUGGAAAUGGAGAGGAGGAAAAUUAAAUGAAGUGUAUGUAUUCAAGACACAAAAUGUAGGAUCAUAUGACCUAUAUAUAUAUAUACACUUCAAAGUGACUAAAAUGAAACACGCAUGAUUCCCUGUAACUCUGAGUUUCGUGCUUACGCAUUCGUCAGACAGAUUUAAUCUGUCUGACAAGUGUCAGAUCAGUUUAAUCUGUCUGACGAGUGGGUAAGCACGAAACUCGUAGUUACAGGGAAUCAUGCGUGUUUCAUUUUAGUCACUUUGAACUGUAUUUUGCUCUACACUUAUGUGUAUUGAGCACUUUCCCAACAGCAUUUGCUAUAUAUAUAUAUAUAUAUGUUAUUUGCCGGCUGGGAGGUCCAUAUGGUGAAAAACUGUGACUGAGGUCUUGAAAAUACUGCCCGAGGCCGUAGGCCAAGGGCAGCAUUUUCAAGACCGAGGUCACAGUUUUUCACCAUACGGACCGACCCUUAGCCGGUAAAUAACAUAUUUAUUGUCUUUAAACUUGACGAAAUUCUUUCCGAAAGAACGCGAAUGAUUUAUGGCUGUAAAUACGGCAAGAUCUUCUAUAAACUGAACAAUUUUUGAGUGAGUAAAUGGUAGUUGAAAUAGAGGUGAUGCAAAUUUAAGAGAGAUGCCUCAGCGAAACAUUUUCAUUUCUGUAGCGAUAAAGGUGAUUUAAAAGGCUUCCAAACAAACUUUGAAACAUUAUUUUUACAAGUAUCUGUCACAAUCUGACACCUGUCAAUUAGAGAGCGCGCAAGAAAAAAAAAGCGUACAUGUAGGAACAUUUGAAAACCAACAGAACUAGUUUGGCAAGGACUGUCACGACAAUAUUUUCUUCAAAAUCAGUCAAUGAUCUAACGGAAAGUAUUAUUCACUCUCAUUGACCAUUCAUUCAUGUACGAAGAUUUACCUCUGUUCAUUAAGUAAACGGCGAGGAAAGUAAUUGUGAGUAAAUUCAAUUUUUUUAUUUUGAAGUUGUGAGAGUUUGCUCGUUUGUUUGCUGUAAUGGCGUGUUUAACUCUGAUCUUUCCUUCACAAAAACUAAAUUCGAACGGCACACUCCAACGAGACACAAGGGAAUGUAAUGCUGCCUUUUCUCAAAAAACAUCCUUCAAUUUCUGUUGUGCAAUUUACGGUACAAAUGUCCAAAUUGAACGGAAUUGGAAAGACUCACUGGGAGCGUAUAUUUGUUGUAGAACUUAAAUUAAAACUUUGCUUGCUAUUUCACUAUGAACAAAUUGCUUGAGAAAAUUCAGAUAUUAAAUGAAUGAAAGUUCCAUUGUUCAGUUUAACUGUAACCAAAUACCUCACGUUUCAACUUUCUGGGUACUUUUUGUGAACGAUUAAAAUUAAUUGCAGACGGUUUUUAGGCCGCUUGUCAACCAAUGUAAUGACAAUAUUGUUUAUACAAAUUCAUUCUGAAACCAAUAUUUUUCUGUCAACCAAAGUGAUUUGAUAGAGAGAAAAGAGAGGAUUCAUAAGUUAUUUAUCGGCUUGAGGUAGUGAGCGAUGUGUUUGCUUAAAAAUACUGCCCAGCCGGAAAACGAGGUAUAUUUAUGAAAAAUGACAACGAAAGUUGGGAUGUACUCGGCGACUCACAAAAGCGUUACCGUGGCCCGUGGGCAGAGAUAGGAAAAUACUGACCGGGUAAAGAACCAAUCAGAUUGCAAGAUUCGUUACCGUGCCCUCUAAAAAAACAAUAAAUAUAUGUAUGUAUGUAUAUAUGUUUUUUUUUUUGAAACAUAAUUUGACUGUAAAAAAAAUGUGGUAUGGUGGCAGUAUGGAGUGGCUCAAGCAGGGCCAGAAAGUUUCAGAUGUGAGCUAAUUAAGGAAAGUUUGGUCUUAAUGUUGUGUCCUUCAACCAAAUAUUUUACCAUUCGGCUUUACCACUGGGUCAACAACUACAUGUACCCUGGACCAUAACUUUGCUGAAGCUAACACUGAUAUUUCCUCUGUUGUAUUUUCAGUUCCUUUGUGUUAGAUCAGAGUUUAAAAAGCUGAAGAGACCAAGCGUAGCCAAAGCCUGCCGGCUGACAGUGCAAAAGACAUUGUACAUUUGUAUGAUUAUAGCUUGUGGAUCAAGGGGAGUGUAUUAUUCAGUUCAGGUAAAUUUAGAUUUCUUUUUAUAUUGAAAUAUUUUGAAUUCUCUCUCUUGUCAUCCAUUUUAAGUGAAAGUGAUAAUUUUACUCAAUCUUUAUUGUAUUGAUAGCCAAGGUAAGAGUUGCCAGAAAUUGAAUUUUUUGUUUUUUUUGUUUUUUUUCAGAGGUACCUUCCUGCCUGGUUAGGAAUCAAUCUAUUUAAUGCGUACUAUCCACCUAUUAUUUCUGGAUUCUCUCUAAUUAUUUGUUUUUGGGCAGAGGUAAAUUACCAUUAUACUCUCAUAAACAUAAAUUGUGAUUGACAGUAGUAAUCCUUCUACAGUAACACUCCUUUAUUUUUUGUUUUUGUUUUUGCUCUCUUGCAGACAUUUCAUGUGGUUGGUCUGCGGCUUGACAAGCCACGUUUCCUCAGCAAAUCUUCACUAGCUUUUAUUGCAUUCAAUGUAUUUUUGUUCCUGGUCUUUUUGGCACAGUUCAUAACAAUAGAGAUCACAGAUGAACAAGGAAAGGUCAGAAAAAUCAUCAAGCUCUGAUUUAUUUGGUUUCAUUUGAGAACAGCUCUUGUUUAUAGAUUAUUCAAUUAACAGGAAACCUUUUUCACUGGAAACAUGAAGCAUAAUUGAUUAAUAUAUUUGACAUGUUUUUUUUUUGUUUUUGUUUUUUUUUUCCCAGGUCUAUUUAUCCAAUAUUUUUACUGGCAUUUUUGUUGUCCUGAUGUUCUUGAUGCUUACGUUAUUUCUCAUAUAUGGUGUUGAAUUGUAUUACAAGGUAAGUACAAUGUAUGUGCUAUACUCUUGUGAGACCUUUUGGGCCUUUGUGUGUCAUGACAGAGCCAUCCAUGAUUAAUGUGAAGCAGUCUGUAAACUUAGUUAAUUAAAAACCAUUCAGAUACAGGUGUAUAGUGGCUGGUUUCUUAGAGAUUAGUUCCUGGAGCUGAAAGAUUACUUGAAAGAAGCAUAGUUUUCUGAGAAGUGGAGCUUACUUUGAGAGAGAAAACAUGAAUUUGUGAAUGCAACCUUUUGGUUAAGGGUAAAUGAAAUUAGCCAGUGGGGAUCAAACAGAAUUAUCCAUAAAUUAAGGUAGCAUGGAAUGUGCAUUAUUUACCAUUUUUUUUUACUUAGACAAUGCUGAAAUUGUGAUUUGAUGAUAAAAAAAGGGGUUCACCAACUCAUUUUAGAGUCAAGGGCACGUUCUGAGAGGCAGUAGUGUUGUCAUGGUGACAUGUGGUAUGGGAGAAAAAGACUAAGAAAUUAUUCAAUGAUGGUUGAGAAUUUGGAUAAACCCGUUUUUAAGUAACUAAAUGAAAAAAUCAUCAUUACUGCAUUUAUUGCAGGUGCGGGGUGCUUUUAUAACUACAGAGCCAUCAAAUGUUGACAUCACCCAAGCUGCAAUGUCAAGAUUUGGUCUAUUUUCACAAGCAUCCCUACAGGUAAACUGUCAAAUUCAUCUUUAUUUCGCUUUUUAAGUUCUGGAAGGAAAGGUGGGCAUGUACAGUAACUCUAUCUCAUGGUUUACAAUAUUCCCCUGUUUUGUUGCAUCCAUUUUUCUGUUGUUGCCAAAUUGGCAUCAAAUACGUGCAUCUCAUCCUCAGAUUUGCCAAUUUGCUCCUCUCAGAGGCAAAUAGGUUGUUUUUGUUGAAAGAUACUUCUCUUGGCGAGACUGUCCAGAAAUAUUCCAGAACUGCUGCAAACGAGAAUAGUACUGAGAAUGGUUGAGACUUUUUUCAUGUUAAUAUUUGAUCAAAAUUUUAAUUCGAGUGAAGUGUGCUUAAUAAUGAUUUUUGAGUUGGUUUUUUUCAGCUGCUCACAUCUCUUUUCCUCCUUGGUGAUAUUAUGGGGGCAAAAUGGAAACACAAGUAAGCAUAUGCACUGCACAGUAUUGGUAGUAAAUAUUGCUUAUUGCUUCCAAUGAUUCCUCACUCUAGCCACUUACGAUGAUACUUAGCUGGUAGAUUAUCAAAGAGAAUUUGGUAAUGUCUCUAGUUAACCCUUUACCUCCCAUGAGUGACCAAGAGAGAAUUUCUCCCUACAUUAUCAAUACAAUAUCAAGCAUAAAAGUGAUGAGAAUAAAGAAAAAUAUAAAUUCGGGAAAUAUUAGUUGAUCCAAUACCAAAUUCUCCAAAUUGACAUCAUAACAGUUGUAAGGCAGACAGUAAGGAGAACUACUUAAGAGAUCUUGGGAGCUAAAGGGUUAAUGCAUCACAGCAGAUAAUUCUUCCCAUUCUUCUCACCCUCUUGCCGGAUCAAAUUAACAAUUAUUCCAUGAGCGUGAGUUGGAUUUGAGAUGGUAAAUAGCCAACGAGGUGCGUAGCGCAGAGAUUGCUAUCCAACAAGCACAAAUGGAAUAAUUGUUUUAUUAAAUUAACCACUUUUCGGUAGUGCCUUUGGAGCUUACUGACUUUGUUGUUACGUUUAAAGUAAAUUGAUCCUAGCAACACUCAGGUGAAUCGUUUUACAUAUAUACAGUGAUUCAGAGUAUGAGCUGAUAACCGUUAUCUGGUAAUCACUUUGGGACUUUGGGGGUUAAAGCAUCAACUGUAAGUGUGCGUGGGUUGGUGAGAUGCUCUCCUAUUUUGAUCGAUUUUAGAGAAAAAAAGAAGAAAAGAAGAUGCGAAUUGUAAAUGUGAGCUUUCUUUUUUACUCAGACUGCCUAUGGAGGGAAGGAAUGCUUUAGAGGUUGUCUUUAGAGUAUUUGAGCUGGGCGUAGCACUCUGGUUUUCUUGCUGUCUUUGGAAUUGGAAAAGGUGGGUUUGGCUAAGUUGUUAUCCUCUACUCCAAUGUUAGUCGUAACGCUCCCCUCUAGAUGUGAUAUAUGCCUCCUUCAGAUAAGUAAAGAGAAUUUAGACAUACAUGUAUACUUUUAUAGUACCCACGGGUUGAUGCAUGUUUUGAUGCUGCGAGAAGUUUUAGGUAAUCACAUCAUCGUGUUGAAGGGUUAAAAUUGACAUCCUGAAUGCCUCCUGACCGCCAAAUCAUGUUGCAUAUAGAUGCACUUGCUUUGCCGCAACUGUGAUGUCUGAAUAUUGUUACUGACAGCCUUUUUUCUCGAUCGUUUCAGUCCCAGUCAGCUCUGGAUAUUAAACCCUACGCGACUGCUUGUACAUGAGACGGAUGAGGUAUUGUGCUUUCGAAGAUUAUUUAGAUUUCAAGUUUUGUUUUUAUUGUUUUAUUUUAAUGUUUUCCUGUUAUUUGUGCAAGGUGAGGUAACAAUCUUAUACUCGAACUUAAGUUCCAGUUCUGAUUAGAGGGAAUAUUUAAAAUGGUAAACCUUAGAACUUCUGUGUUUUUAUACUGAUUUAAAAUGUGUCAAUUUUUUUUAGGAAACCUCUCAUUUAUUGGGUCACUCCCAUCAUUGUCAUUCAUACGAAGCCAUUGAAACAGAUGCAGGUGAGAGAGGCUAUAUAGGUUUUAAAUUCGUUGUUUCCUGUUUCACCUUCUGUAGAAAAACAUAAUGGAAUUGAGUGUUGCUUCUAGCAAUGAACGGUUGAAAAGCAUUGUGAUUUUAAGUGUAGCAUGUCAUUAACUCUUCACUUCCUAACAUCAUUAUACACUGACAUACUCCAUACUGUUAUCUUUAGAUUUCUAAUGUCACUGACAAGAAGAGUCUGUUUAAAAAUCGAGGGAUUCCUUCGUUUUUUUCACUUCCUUUAUUUUAUGACCAUAAUGUUUGAUUGGCAGGGAUUCUGUAAGGAGAAAUGACAUGUAGAUGCUUGUCUCUUCAAUGGGUUAAACGGUGAAAGCCUUCAGCAAAAUGAAAUAAGUUAUGACGCUCAUGGCAAACUACAGUAAAUUCUUGAUGAGGACAGCUGUUCCUACCACGUCUCAAUAUUCGAAUCCUAAUAUUCAUUUUUGUUCUUUACUCUUUUCAUCCGGUUGCUCACUUAAUCCCGAGGAGCGAACACCACGCUUUGGGCAUUAACAAUGUUAAUAAUAUUGGCUCACGUCAGUACAUGUGGGAACAUUGGAAGCCUGAGACGAGAUUUAUCAGAAAUGUAAAUUCGCUGCUUUUCCGUUUCGUUCGAUGUAUCCUUGUCAACGCGUACCGACGCAGAGUUAGCUGUUGAGUCAUUGCGUUACCGGCUAUCUUCUAACUUUUCUUAUACGUACGCGAAUGUAGCCGUCAAGUCAUUCCGUUGCUGGCUUUCUUAGAAUUUCCCUUUAGCCGUUAAGUCUUUGCGUUACUGGCUUUAUUAUGGUCGGUAAUAAUACAUACUAUCCGAUGAACUGAGUGGCUUCAAGAAAUGCUCGUAUGUAUAUGAACGAACGAAAUUACGACUUUCGUCGUUAUCUUAAAGUCGCCCUCAGAUCUCUGAUGUUUUGUUGCAAAUGUAAACAAACCAGUCUUCCGUGACGUAUGGUAAUAGCAAACCAAAUUUACGACUGACUCUGAUUUAAUUGCUAAAAAUAAAAAUAUCGUAAUGGGUUUGUAUGAAAGAGCUGCAGUCUAUGGCUUUAUGCUCGGUGGAAGUACAAGCUACAUGUGCUGUGUUCUGUAGAUAAGGAGCGUUCAUGGAGCGACCAAAUCCUCUGACUCUCACCAUUCGUGACCUAAGAAAUGCCGUCUGUUGGACUCCGUGCAAUCGGCAUGCAGGAUUCAUUGGUAAAUUUAUCUUCCUGUACAUGUUGUUACAGUUGUCGAGCCAAAAGCAUUCGCCUUGCGCUUUCGACAUGCAUAACGGUUGUUCAGUUUCUUGCAAAUUACGUGUUUGAACGCUACUAUUUCCAUUGAUUUAUCAGACAUAUUUAGUGUUUUACCCCUCUCUAAGGUCAUGUUCUGUGCAUGUAUGUUGUGCAAGGAAAGAAUCGCACUGUAGAGUUUCAAAUCGAUAUUUGCAUUCAACUUUUUGCUUAUGAUUAGCCUUGAAAUUGCUUCUUUUAGCCGUAAAUUACCUUCAAUGCACUUUGCAUAUCGCAAAAGAGUUGUUAAAAUGAUUCUUGUAAUAGUGCUUGCUAUUGUUCAUUGUAUUCAUUCGAUCACUAUAUUUAUUAUGAUGAUGAUGACAGUGAUGUGUGUACUCACAUUGGUCAAUGGUUGUGUCGGUUUAGUCAUAUCUAGCUGUGAUCGUCCCGCGCGAGGUGAAAUAUUGAAGCAUUGAAGCUUUGACUGGAGAAGGAAAAUUAGGGAAAAUGUGGUCGCUGUUAAUCACCUGGAUAAUGAUUCUAAAUCAAUUAUUCCCUGAAGGUUCAACGAAUAUUGUCGAGUAUUACCGGUCAAUCGCGCCAUUAGUAAUACAUGUAUCAUUGCUAUCACUUACAUGAAGAUAAUUUGAUAGAGAGUACCGCCGUGAUUUGUUGAAAAUUAUUCGACAAAUAAAUGGAGCCGUACAGGGGAAAGAAUAAUCAGUCUUCGAGUUUAGCUGUAAAACAGCUUCUCCCAUAGAGAUAUUGGCACUGACGGCCGAGAGGGGAAAUUUAUCAUCCUCCUUCCUUUUGCAAAUUAUGAGUAAUUUUUAUGAUGUUGAAAGAAAAUUCUCUUUAAUUACUCUUAAAGAAUAUCACGAUCUGUGUAAAUAAUUGAGUGUAUUAGACUCUAACAAGGUCCUCAACCACACUAAAGCAAACAAGCGGAAGGAAAGAAAACAGACAAAUAAAAACAGCCAAAAACAGCGUAAACAAGCUGCGCAAGGAUAAAUCGUGAUAGCGUGACAUUUUGUGCUCUAUUACUGGCUUUUGUAUUUACGUAUUCUAUUUUGAUUGACAGAUAUUGACGCACCUCACCGUGACUGCUGGAUUUGUUAUGACAGUGAUCGCACCGAUGCUGGCCCAAUGAUAUUACCAUGUAACUGCAAAGGAGAUGUCGCUGCCGUACACCACGACUGCCUGAAGAGAUGGCUUCUUGAGGUAAUCUACCCGCGGUAGAGUAAUCGUGUGCUUGCUCUUAUGAAUUUCUCAGAUAACUGCUCUUGUCUUAUUGAAACCAUUGUAAACGUCCUGAACAUCUGGGCAAAUUCGAGAUGGUACGUGUUUAGUGUUAGUGUAAUCGUUCGUGUCUACUGUUAGUCUUGAACGGGGCUUGUGUCGGUGACAGUGGAUGACGACCUGACCGGAAGUCAUUGUCAGAGUCAUUGUCAGAGCCAAGUGACUUUGUCUUGAUCUUGAUGACAACUUCUGCUCAUUCACUGUUCACUGUUCAAGAUUCCCCUCACUCGGACGAUUACAUUUCCGCAGUAGACGCUUGGAGAACCUGCCUAAAGUUUCGUAAAAAUGGAUUCAAUCCCACUCACUAACCUGUUGGUAAAGCUAGAGGAGAUGAAAGGAGAUGAACGCUGUAGCAGUUUGCUUGAAGAUCUUUAUCACAUCUUUUAAGGUUUAAGAGAUAGCCAUUUAUUUUUUAUUUGUAUUCCUUAUCUCCCAGUCUUGCCCUGAGAGCCGUUUGGAUGGGCCCAAAUGCAAAGUGUGCAGAGAAGAGGUACUCCUUAGCUGUAGUUUUUUUUCCGUUUACGCUGUGUAUCCUUAGCUGUAGUUUUUUUUUCCGUUUACGCUGUGUAGUCUAUGGUCUUUCUUGGUUGCUAAAUUUAACAUUCGAGUCUGCUUUGCAAAGCGCCAAAUGUCUAGUCUACAUUUAAUUGUUUUGCGUGUAAUGAAACAUUUCCAUCCAGCGUGGAAAGUCUAGUCUACAUUUAAUUGUUUUGCGUGUAAUCAAACAUUUCCAUUCAACGUGGAAAGUCCUAAUUUCAUCUCAGAACUAAAAAAGGGAAUAAACUUCAAGAUCUAGGCUUUCAUAUCAUACUUUCCAUUUGAUUUGAUUACGAAUUGUGUUCGUAAGAACGAAACUUGUGUUAAAGGUCACUUUGAUAUUCUUUGUUCUUAAAACAGAGAAAGGACGCCGAGUCGGUUUCUGUAGACUGCAUUGUAUUUGUGCGCGCUUUUUGUACCAAUAUACUACUUAUUCUUAGCCUUUAUUUGAUGUAAGGUUCAUACGAUUUCAUAACCAUCGGCGAAAAUCACUCUGGUUUCGCUCUACGCAAACUUAUCAUAAUCUUCGUGAUAUCAAUAUGUUUUAUUUCAUUUAACGGUUGCAUUAAUUGGAAGGCUAUACAUAACUUCUGAGUCCCUUUCCCUUUUCGCAAUGUACUACUACAUGUUAGCUUUCAUUUGAUGUAAGCUUUAUACGACAGGCUACGCAUAACGUUUAAGUCAAAUCGCCACCGGUGGAGAUUUGACUCUCAGUGGUGGCGAAUUGUAAACCCCUGUAAUAAUGUAGACGUGGUCUUUUACGGUCAUUGAUGGUAUCGUAACCGCUGUCUAUCUGCUUCGACAGUACAAAUUGGAAACAGGAAGAAAGUGGUUACCGAGUGGUCUUACUGUCAGGUAGGAAAUUAUUUAAGUUGUUCUGCUCCUAUCUUUUGCUCCCAUUAUUAACAGCCCAAGAGAAACCUCUCGGUUAUUCAAUUGUUAGUUGCUUUUUAGGGUGAUAUUCUUCGUCUUCGAUUAAUUUUCCAAUAUUUUUCUAGCACAUGAAUUGAAGAAAAUCUGAGAGCGAGCAUAAACCUGCCAUUAAAAUUGGCUCGAUUUACGAUUAGAAGGGAAUGCAAAAGUAGCUCCUGAUUGUCAGCCACUUACUUUUUUACGAAAACCUUUUCUUUUUUUUCCAAAUGUUAAUCUUGAAGGACAUUUGAAACCGCUCACUAUGACAGAACAAGCACAGGUUAUAAAAUAAGUCAGAUACUACGAGCGCCCUGAUUAGUCGAAAUCUAUCGUUUAUAAAACCGGUAAGCCCAUAGGAAGUUUGUGAGUCGCUCGCCUCCGGCUUGUGUUUUACAAACUUUUCUCGUGUUCUCUUAGCAUCCUAUGUGGGUUAUUAGGCUGAUAAAACGAUUAAAAGUGCGGUCUAUAGCUUAGUUAUGUAAUUGAAAUUAUAUUCCUCUUUUGGCGCUCAAGGCAUUGGAUUCAGACAACGCUGAUUCUGUCCAUGAUGAUUGGAACUCCAAUUAGUGUUUACUUUCUUUGUUUAACCAAAAUGUCUGAGACUUGUAAGGUUGUGGUCAUAGGACUGGGCGUGGUACUCGAGUACGUCUGUCUCAGGUGAGUGAGUUCACCUCUUCCACGUGGUCCAUUGAUUGAUUGAUUAAUUUAUUGAUUGGUCGUUGUAUAAUCUAUGAAAUAAGUAAAAUGAUAACGAUUAGAGGAUCGGUGUGUGUCGCCAAUCUGUCCGUAUCUUUGCCAGGUUGAUCUUUCUGUUAGUUUGUUAGUUGUUUGGAUGGCUUUUAAUUGAUUUUAAUGAUUCUGUUUUUGAUUAUCGAGGUAAUGCGUCGCUUGUGUCUUGAAACUUCUUAUUCGUGAGUCAGUUGGUCGGUCAUGUUGGUCUUGUGCUAUAUUGCCCUGCAUUGUGAAAUUUGUAUAUGUAAUAGGACUACAUGCUAUUUGGAAAUAAUUGGGUGAAGAAAAUUCUGAGGACUGUCAAAUUGAACUCGACCUACGGCCUUCUCAUCAGAAUAAUUUUUUCAGUCCAAUUAUUUCCAGAUUGGACAAACAUUUAGUCCUCUUACUUAUUGAUUACAUAGCUGGUCAGUUAAUACAACCUUGUCAGGAAAACCACUAUCCCUGAGAAAAGGCACACUGAAGUACUGAGAAUUUUUUAUUUCUAUUUUAAAAUAUCCAAAAUAAAAUGCCAUAAUAACAUAGAAUAACAAUUUAAUUAAAAAACUUACUUCAAAAAAACUCACUGAAAGCAUGAGAAGCAUUCUUUCGCUUUCCGUAACCCUGUAUUCUUAAUUCACUGGCUUUUGCCUCAAGUUGUUGUCUUAAAUUUGUAAAUUCACGAUCUCGUAAGGAACUGUAGUUUCUGUCACAGUUUUUCAAAUGGCGGUCCAACGAUCACUGCAUGACGGUUAGACUGGUCGUAUUCGUCACCGAAUUUCAGCAAAAAGAGGCAGAAAAUUGCAUCCAGCUCAUAACGAGGAAUAUUUAAAUUCUGCCAUUUAUCAACCAACAACACAACAAGUCUACAGAGCUGACGCUAUGCUUUGCAUAUUUCUAUCAUGUAGUUUUUGCUUGGAUUUGAUUGGCUGAGGCAAUUUGCCCUAAGUUUCUUAAACAGGACAGCUUGUGAAUUUGUAACUUAAAGUCCGUAGUGAAACUAUCCAAAAUUAAUCCUUAAUUGAACAGUUCUUAGAUAUUAAAGGAUAUUAGCUGCGCUGACAAUAUUAGAUUAACUGACCAGCUAUAUAAUUAAGCCUGAAACAUGUCUCAUGAAGGGUGUGUCGUCUUGAGACUCAACUUGAAGGCUAUGACAUACACUUGUUGGUUGAUCCUACUAGUCUUGGGUUAUACAUGUACUGUUUGUCUGCCACAGUCGGUCUUCCUUUCUGUCUGUUUGUCCAUCCGGUCAUCCGUCAUUCAUUCGCUCAAUUGUCAGUCGGUCGGUCGGUCCGUCGGUUUGUCGGUUGGUCAGUCCAUCAGUCUGUCAAUCCGUCCAUCAGUUUGUCUGUCAGCCAGUCAAUCUAUUAGCCAGUCAUUUAGCCUGUCUCUUCGGUAGUCAAAGACUUUUACCCGUCAGGUAGCUGUUUGAUCGGUCAGAUAGAGCAGCGUAGUCUGAUUUAAACGGUUGGACCAACUCAUACAUCUUAAUAUUCUUUUAUUUCAGGCUUUUGGGUUUCAACAUGUUGCUUGUUUAUCGCCGAGCCCGUCUCGCCACUAUGAGUAUCAUUGGUGACCCUGUGACGGGUUCUCAGCUGCCUGGGGAGAUCAACACAACUCCAGAGGCUGUAGACAUUACUACAGCUUAAUUCCAAAUAAUUUUGAAACAGAGCGCUUAUUGAUUAACUGUUUUAAAGUCAAACAAACGUGAUCACAACCUGCAAUCAGAAAGUAGAGGUAAAUGUUGCAAGAAGCGAGUAGGAAGUCGAAAAAAGCACAUUUUGAUGAACUAACGCGCAGGAAAACGCCUAUCCACAUAGUGAUUGGUUUGAGUUUUGCCUCUGACGUGUGAGGAGAGUUGAAACCAAACACGGUUCGUAGUAAAGCAGAUAUACGAAUUUAAACCUGGGGUUUUCACGACACGGGUGAAAUGCCCCUCACGAAAAGCUUUGAUGAGUGUUAGUGUGACCUCAAAAUAGAUGAGUCUCCUAGAUGAUCAUAAACUCUCAAAAGAAGCAAUUCGAUUAUUUUAUUGAAAAUGAAAUCAACUCAUCAUCUUGGAGGAGGAAAAAGUGUACAAGUUGUGUUGCAAAACUUUGACCACAGAUAACGCAAAUUUGGAGUAUGAAGAUUGUAUGAGAACCCAUUUCAAGGUAAAGGUGAGAUUUCCCUGAGUCUAAAUAUUUGCCGGAUCUCUGCCAGAUUCGCUAAAUCAGGAAAAUAACGCUAUUGUCAGAAAUCGUUCUCGCAUAGGAUACGUCUCUAAGAUUUGUGGAAUACGAAGAGUCUUGAAUUCUCACACAGAGAGGAUAAUUUAACGACUUGGUCGUUGCUGUCGGUAUUUGUUGACCAAACUAUGGCUUUUUUCAUUCUGGAAGUAAAAUUGAUUUCAUCUUGUAAAUAUGCUGUGAAGUCGUAGACGCGGAAGAGUCAAUUUGUAAAGUAACGUUCAAAGUAACAUUCUGCAACUUUUAUGCGCACACUGGAGAUUGACCUCAUCUUUACAAUUAAUCAUCGAUUGACGUCACUCCCUUUUAGUUUCUAUUAAGUGUGUACUUCAUAGUAGGAGUCGUCCUAAGGUUUAAAACCCAUUUGUAUCGGUACUGAAUCGAGAACUUAUUCUUCGAAGCUGAAGUAUUGAGUAUUGAAUUGACCGACAUUUUGGUAAAAAAUUACCUUAUUAGAUGGGUGAAAAGUUGACUGCGUUGCAGCGGCCUUCUUGUGGAUUCUCGCGUUUUAAAAGUGUUUGAUAUGCAAGCAAACCGUCGAAAUAUGAUGUUAUCAAAAUUGAACUAAUCAAUUUUAAAUUGUUUUCAGUAGUUUGUAAAUCAUUGAAGUUCCAAUAAAAUAAAUUUCACUCUGCC
Pocillopora meandrina is the source of this 17131-nucleotide messenger RNA. NCBI's taxonomy places the organism in Eukaryota, Metazoa, Cnidaria, Anthozoa, Scleractinia, Pocilloporidae. The record is from the annotation of a GenBank genome assembly.